This is a messenger RNA of Linum trigynum, 2709 nucleotides long. Lineage: Eukaryota; Viridiplantae; Streptophyta; Magnoliopsida; Malpighiales; Linaceae. The record is from the annotation of a GenBank genome assembly.
GGGAGUGCGAGCAGCAUCUCUAAUUUCCUAUUCCGAGUUCCGACGACGGGGAAAGCAGUCCUUCUGCUGCUCAGUUCGCUGCCUGUUUUUCCAAUUCUGACGAAGCCACAUCUCCAAUAAUUUCCCGGCGGGAAGAGGCAGCGACGCAGCAGAAUGUCUACCCCAAACCCUAACAAGAAGAUUCGCGGAGAUGGAGAAGCGGAAGAACGCCAAAUCGAGUUCGAUCGAUUGAGCAGUCUUCCAGACCAUAUUCUUCACCACGUUCUCUCCUUCUUGGACUGCCCCAAGCUCUCGGCUCAAACCUCUGUCCUCUCCAGAAGGUGGAGAUCCCUAUGGAAGCGCGUUCCGAGUCUCACUCUCAGCACCAGCUGCCUCACCCCUUCCAGUUUCGCCAGGUACGUCGAGGAAGUCUUGUCCCGCCGUCCUGAAGGUCGUGACGUCGAAGAGAUCGUCUACUUGCACUUUGAUUUCUCGAUGGACAAGAAUCUGUUCGACAGGGUUGUGAAUUUUGCUGCUUCUCACGGCUGUCGACAUUUAAAUGUUUGUGUGCCGUACGAUGAGGUUCUUGAGCCCGAAUUGUUCGUUCCCUUAGCUAAUAGCGAUCUGAGAAUUCUAAGGUUAAGACGAGCCACUCUGAAAAGUGGAUUUGGAUCAUGUGGGCUCAAGAUGCUGACCAUUUUGGAUUUGGAUGAGUGCUUGCUGCCUUGUGACACUGGAGCUGACCUUGAUCCUUUUGUUAACUUCCCUUGCUUGGAGAAUUUGAUACUGUGUAACUGUUUCUUGGAAGAUAGGGAAUGCGGUUUCAAGAUCUUUGGACCCCGACUGGUUAAACUUCUGAUAUACGAACUUGAUUGCUCUAAGUUGGAAAUAUUUGCACCAACACUCACGUUCUUCGAUUACAUAGAUCAUUUGAACUCCCCAAGAUUGUACAACUUAAGGCUUCCCUCCCUUGAUCAUGCUGAUAUUUCUGUGCAUGACAAAUGCCUUGAUGAAAGGAACAUGGAAGAGAUGAGGGCUUGUUAUAUCAGCUUGUUACAAGGUCUGCAAAAUGCGAGUAUUUUGGAAAUCAAUCAUGGCCUCUUUAAGUUACUGUGCAAGAAUUGCGAGUUGUUGGAGCAUCAGUCUUGCCCCUUUACUAGAUUGAAGUCAUUGAAAGUAGCUGUGUCUCGAAUUAAUUGCCCGUACAGGUUGCCAUACCAUGUGAUAAGUUACUUCCUAGGAGGCUCUUCCACCGGCGAACAAGCAUAUAUUGAGUUUGGUUAGGUAAUUCACAAAAACCCACUUUCCUUGUUUUGACUAUAUCAUGUGCUUCGCAAUAUUAUCAUCUGUAACUUGUCAACGUUCGUAGUUUGGCUAGGUAAUUCGUGUAAGCGUAAGUGGGAACGUUUUUUCGUGCAGUACUUACAACUGCAGUGAUUCAACUUCGCUUGUUUUUCGGUCCCUUGCCAAUUUCCCCUGAGAUCCUUGUAUCUUUGCUUGAUUCUUUUGGCCUUGCAUUGGCAACAUUGGUAGAAGUCUGUUAUCUUGUUUUUUCCUGCAUGUAAGCUUUAAGUGGGAACCUCUUUUCUUUUGUUUGGAGUUAUGAUGGUGAGAGGAGCUUGUAUCUGUGCUGAUCCUUUUGCCCUCACUUUGGAAGUAAGUACCCUAAGCAUUGUCUCGCCUCAAUUAUAGGUGCUUCUCAAAAUGAAUCAUCAUCUUAACCUUUUGUUUGUCGGACCCUGUUUCUCUCGUGGACCUUUUGCCCUUGGCCUAUGCUAUUAUGGUACUGGCCAUAUGAAUUAUCUUUCUAAUUUUUGCUGCUUGGAUAAGCUGAAAUGUGGAUGUAGUUUUUACCACUUGAUAUGAUAACGAGGAACUCGAUAGAAGCAGUAGCUUGAUUCUGCUGCAGAAAGAAACAAAAGAAUUAGGCAAUUAGUCAGUUCUGUGAUAUGAUGGAGCAUCAACCUUGCCCAUUUACCUGCACUGAGGAGCCCUGCUAACUCUAUACAGUAAUAAAGUUCUAUUGCUUCAACAAGGGUUCUUCCUGUGCAAAUCCAGGAUGUCUUUAGUUUGUGUAGAUGAUUGAAGGCUGAAAAUACUUUCAUUUUAGGUUAUUGCCUUUGAUGGAUUCUGACUGAGCCUUGCCUCCAGUGUAUUUUAAGAAUCUUUGUAUCACCAUGCUAUUUUGUCCUGCACAGCUUGCUUACUCAUUCUACUUUCUACAUGUUAUAUGCAUUCCCCCUUUGCUUUUGCCAUUCUUACUGCUUAGCCGUUAUGUAUUUUUUAUGUGCUCGAGUGUUUAUUCUUCUUCCUUAGUCUAUAGUUGGCAGUUACUCCUUACAUCUAUGACCUGUGGUACUGAUACACUGUUCCUCUGCAGGAACUUGGAGAAGUAGAACUAGGUUCACUUGGAUUUGAGGGAUUGUACUGCUGUUUUGAUUAGAUUUCAUCUAGCUGAAGCUCCUUUUGAACCUUGAGUAGUCCCAGGUUUAGUUUAUAUAGCUUAACUUGCUAUUUAGACUUCAAAGUGGUACUUAAACUAUGUUUUCCAUAUAACAGUUCUGCAACUGCUAAGCCCUAAUUACAUUUCCUAUAGAAAGUCUUUCAUGGAAAAUGUCUCCCACAAUUAUGAACGACUAUUGUGCAUCUGAUCUUAUGAACCAGGAAGCUGUUAAUCUUAUUUUAGCUUACCAAUCAUGGUUCCCAUCUAGAUAAAAAUCAACAGUUUUG